AUCAACAGAAAGAGCCGAAGAUGUCGGCUCGGUCAUGUGAUCAGCUGUGUCCAAUCACAGCUGAUCGCAUCUCGAGAGCAGAGCAGAGGCGCAGUGCCACCUGUUAGUGUCCAUCAGUGCCAGCUGUCAGUGCUCAUCAGUGCCACCUGCUAGUGCCCAUCAGUGCCACAUCAAUGUCACAUAUCAGUGCCUACCAGUGCACAUCAAUGCCACAUAUCAGUGCCCAUCUGAGCUGCUUUUCAGUGUCACCUAUCAAUGCCAGUCAGUGGCACCUAUCAAUGCCAGUCAGUGCCACCUAUCAGUGCUGCCAAUCAGUGCCACCUAUCAGUGCCAGUCAGUGCCGCCUAUCAGUUCCAGUCAGUGCCACCUAUCAGUGCACAUCAGUGCCGCCUGUCAGUGCCGCCUAACAGUGCCAUGCCAGUCAGUGCUGCCUGUCAGUGCCACCUAUCAGUGCCAUAUAUGAGUGCUGCCUUUCAGUGCCCAUCAGUGAUGCCUGUC
Molecule: messenger RNA, 498 nt
Organism: Staurois parvus
Lineage: Eukaryota; Metazoa; Chordata; Amphibia; Anura; Ranidae
Source: the annotation of a GenBank genome assembly